AUGAACGAUUCUCAAGCCAACAUAAGUUCGGGAAACAAAUACUGCAGUAGGUAUCAACAACCAGACAACGAUCUUGAGGAUGAUUUGAAACGCGGUGCAAUGACCCUCUUGAUUACAUUGGGACUUGCAGGAAACAUCUUUGUGAUAGUACUCGCUAUGAAAUACACAGUACGCAAGAACCUGCAUCAUUUGAUCAUCAACAUGGCCGUGUCAGAUACUCUCUACAUUGUUAUGAAGAUAAUCUACGAGAUCGUGUUUCURUCGAAAAACAAAUUGCCCAGGUUAACAUAUUCUGAUGGUAUCGUCGGUUCUAUUCUCCAGUGCAAACUUCAGCCAUUUGUUAUUGCUGUCUCAURUAGGGUCUCGUUGGYUACUAUUCUGAUAAUCAGCAUCGAGCGAUUCAGAGCAACWAGAAGAACRUUGCAAAGGUYACGYGCUUACACAUUAAGACAACGCUUUKYAGCARUCGRUAUCUCUUGGUUGAUUCCUAUGUCAUUGGUAGCUUAUCGUUUGCACUAUGUGAAAAGACAACCAAAGACAUAUAAUUAUUGCGUUACUAAGAAUUCCAAUGUUCAAUAUUUUGACUUGAUCUCUUCAUUUUCUAACUUUAUUUUUAUGACUGUUAUAUUUGUACUCAGCAUUAUAACAAUAAGACGACUUUCCAGACCUCAAGCCAUCCACGUUCAUCUCAACCAAGAACAGCGAAGAGCUCGAGCCCGUCAAACACUCGCAGCCGUACGAAUGGUUCUCGCGUCUAUCCUGCUCUUUGCAURUUGUUGGCUUCCAUGGUUUAGUUUUAGGUUUUUCUUGAGACUGAAUGAUUAUUUKGACUUGAUGUUUUUUACCGAUAUUUGCAUGGACCCAUUAUCGUCUCUUUGGUUUAUCCAGGGACCGCGGAAAACGAGAUCCCGCUCCGCGGUCCCUGUUAUCAUCAAUGUUUUUCUUCCUCUUUUCAACAGUUGUUUCAGUCCCUGUAUUUAUAUUAUAUUUCUGUCUGAUUUCCGGGAAGCUGCCAGGAAAGUACUGUGUCAGAACCGAGUAGAUGAUCUCCACUACUACAGAUGGAAUAGCGAGGUCCAUUUCGAAAUAAAAGUGUUUAGAUGAACACCAACAAUUUUCCUUCCGGCUAGAAACUCAGAAACUCAUUUUAUGUAGAUAAAAAAAAUCCAAGACUUUGCAAACAGCAAACACAAAUGGAUUUGCAGCAUUURAAAAAAUUAUUUCAAUCAACUCAGAAAAGUAUUCUGAAAUCCUCUUGUGUGGCCGUCUAUAAGUUAACGACCUUAUGCUUCAAUAAAUAAACAACAGCCAUAAAUAACGUAGUAGCCAGACAGUGAUAGCUGAGUUCUCCUUAAAGGGACAUCAGCAUUCAUUGCGUUCGUGUUUUAGAUUUUUCAUGUAUAGAAAGCGAGACUUCGAAUAUCCAUUCGCAAUCCGUUUCUAUCCAUCGUUUUAAAGGUCGAACUUUACAGUAUCCCUGUGCUUUUUAGUUUUGGGCUCCCCUUGCCGAACUUAUACCGUAUAUGGAAGCAAAMAAGAUGUCGUAUUGUUGGAAAGCCUUUAUAGUCAUAUCUGUUAAUAUCUGGUUUAAUACGGACUUGACACUUAUUAUAUACACAACUCUUGAGAAGAUACCUGAAUAUGGAUUGCAGGAAAAAAAAUACAAAGAGUUCUACUCCCAAACUGCGUCUAAAAAAUAUUAUAUAGCUAUCUUAAUGAUACUAACCGCUUAAAUUGAUGAGUUUCGGCGGUCUUCAAAACCUGCAGCAACUGUUGAAAAUCUUCGCCAAUAUUGUG
Messenger RNA from Exaiptasia diaphana, 1797 nucleotides. RefSeq names its product endothelin receptor type B-like. Gene Ontology annotation, biological process: G protein-coupled receptor signaling pathway. Gene Ontology annotation, cellular component: membrane. The transcript has 2 exons. The record is from RefSeq and is a predicted model, not a curated record. Gene Ontology annotation, molecular function: G protein-coupled receptor activity. Bases 1 to 1104 code for a protein of 367 amino acids. NCBI's taxonomy places the organism in Eukaryota, Metazoa, Cnidaria, Anthozoa, Actiniaria, Aiptasiidae.